GGCAGUAUAUUAAUUCUAUUAAAGACUCUACUAAUUUGAAAGCUGCUAAAACUCUGAAUAUUUGUAAUUUUUAUAAUAUUUUUGUAUGACAACCUCUUUAUGAUUUAUUGAAACCCCCUGGCGACGUUCUGAUGUAUUUUUUUGUAUUACACCCCACCCAACUGCCUUAAUAAAAAAAUAAAAAAUAAAAAAAAUAAAAAAACCUCUGCCCCGGAAGUAGUAGUGAUGACGCGCCGAGGCUAGCUAUAGCUAUUUAGCUUCCACAAGUGGAAUGCCGCUUGAAUUGUUUACUCUUUAUUUUAACCAUUCCGAGUUUUUCAUCUCAUCUCUACAGUCACCGGCUGCCCUUUGUGUAGACACGUGAUCAAUGACGGCUUUGGUUAGCCAUGGCUGUCGUGUCAUGGAAGGAGAUUUUACUUUUGACUGGACUGGUGGUGGGAUGUUACUGGAACAGUCUGUCCUGCGGCUUUGUGUUUGAUGAUGUCUCAGCAAUCCUUGACAACAAGGACCUGCGGCCUGCAACCUCUCUCCACAACCUGUUCCUUAAUGACUUCUGGGGAACACCAAUGGCUGAGGAGCGGAGCCACAAAUCUUACCGACCCUUGACCGUACUCACCUUCCGACUGAACUACCUCUUCAGCGAGCUGAGCGCAGCUUCCUACCAUCUGCUCAACGUUGUGUUGCACGCCGUAGUGUGUGUGCUUUUCCUGCGAGUGUGCCGGCUGUUCCUGGACAAGACUUCCAGCUUGGUGGCAGCGCUGCUGUUUGCUGUGCACCCCAUCCACACCGAAGCUGUCACAGGUGUGGUUGGCAGAGCUGAACUUCUCUCCUCAAUCUUUCUCCUGGCUGCUUUCCUGGCCUACACGAAGUCAACAGGUGCAGAUCACUCCAUCGUUUGGGCUCCCAUCGCUCUGACAGUUGUUCUAGUGGCUGCAGCAACACUGUGUAAGGAGCAGGGAAUCACCGUGGUCGGGAUCUGCUGCGUCUAUGAAGUGUUUGUUGCUCAAGGGUUCACCUUGCCCAUGCUGUUGGACACAUUACGGCAAGUGUUGCAGGGUAAAGACGGUUUCCCCUACGCUGUCCUGCAAACUCUGCUGAAGCUCAUCGUCCUGGUCAUCAGCACCCUGCUGCUCGUCAUCGUCAGGGUCCAAGUCAUCCAGUCCCAGCUUCCUGUCUUCACCAGGUUUGAUAACCCGGCAGCAGUCAGCCCGACCCCAGCCAGACAGCUGACCUUCAACUACCUGCUGCCUGUGAACGCCUGGCUGCUGCUGAACCCGUCUGAGCUGUGCUGCGACUGGACCAUGGGCACCAUCCCUCUGGUGGAGUCGCUCCUCGACCUGCGUAACCUAGCAACCCUGGUCUUCUACAGCUUCCUGGGCCUGCUGGCCUACCACAGCCUGCGCUACAGACACACCUCCGCCAAGACCGUCAUCAUGGCCCUGUCUUUGAUCGUCCUGCCUUUUAUUCCUGCGUCCAACCUUUUCUUUCCUGUGGGCUUCGUGGUGGCAGAGAGAGUGCUUUAUGUGCCCAGUAUGGGCUUCUGUGUUCUCGUUGCACAUGGAUUCAAGAUUGUCUCUCAUAAAGGGCACUUGAAGAAGAUCUCCUGGCUGAUAAUCGGGGUUCUUUUAACUACACAUGCAGUGAAAACCUUCAACAGGAACUGGGACUGGGAGUCAGAAUACACUCUGUUCACCUCGGCCCUGAAGGUCAACAAGAACAACGCCAAACUGUGGAAUAAUGUUGGCCACGCUCUGGAGAACCAAAACAAUUAUGCAAAAGCUCUGCGGUAUUUCCUCCAGGCGACUCGCGUACAGCCAGACGACAUCGGAGCUCACAUGAAUGUCGGAAGAACCUACAAGAACUUGAACAAGUCCAGAGAGGCAGAAGAUGCCUACUUGGUUGCCAAGUCCCUCAUGCCACAGGUUAUUCCCGGUAAGAAGUAUGCGACACGUGUGGCCCCCAACCAUCUGAACGUUUACAUAAACCUCGCUAAUCUGAUCCGAGCCAACGAAUCGAGACUGGAGGAGGCGGACCAGCUCUACCGACAGGCCAUCAGCAUGAGACCAGACUUCAAACAAGCCUACAUCAGCAGAGGGGAGCUGCUCCUGAAGAUGAACAAGCUGACCGAAGCCCGGGACGCCUACCUGCGAGCGCUGGAGCUGGACCGCACCAACGCCGACCUGUGGUACAACCUGGCCAUCGUCAACAUCGAGAUGAAGGACCCUUCAGAAGCCCUGAAGAACUUCAACCACGCCCUGGAGCUGAACCCACGGCACAAACUGGCUCUCUUCAACUCAGCACUUCUCAUGCAGGAAUCUGGUGAGCCAAAGUUCUGGCCCGAGGCCAACCGACGCUUCCUGAUCUACGUGGACGAGGAGCCCGACGACGCCAACGGCUACUUCAACCUGGGCAUGCUGGCCAUGGACGCCAAUGAGAACGCGGCGGCGGAGCGGUGGAUGCGUAAAGCCAUCGACCUGCAGGCCGGCUUCCGCAGCGCCCUGUUCAACCUGGCGCUGCUCUACUCUCAGUCCAAACGGGAGAUCGACGCGCUGCCGGCCCUGGACGAGCUGCUGCGCCACCAUCCGGAGCACAUCAAGGGCCUCAUCCUGAAGGGGGACAUCCUCAUGAACCACAAGAAGGACACGCGAGGAGCCAAAGACUGCUUCGAGCGCAUCCUGCGCAUGGACCCCACCAACGUGCAAGGCAAGCACAACCUGUGCGUGGUCUACUUCGAGGAGCGCGACCUGCCGCGCGCCGAGCGCUGCCUGGAGGAAACGCUGGCCCUGGCGCCCAACGAGGAGUACGUGCGGCGCCACUUGAUGAUCGUACGCAGCAAAAUGGCCGCGAUGAGCGCAGCGGGGCAUCCGCUGACGUCAACAGAGGGAGCCAGCGCUUCGGAUAAAGAGGAGAAGCCGAAGAGAGCCGAGGAGGCGGAGGAGGAGGAAGGGAGGGGUUCUGAUGCUGUGGGAAAGGGGGCUGGGGAGGAGAAGAAUGUGCGGAAAUCCUCUGCAGAAAGCCUCGGAGGUGUGGGCGUAGACCAAUCAGAGUCUUUGGACAGUAGCCAGUCUGACAAGCGGACUAAGGGUAAGUCCACUAAAGAGAUUAACGAUAUAGAGGAAAAAAGGGCAGCUGCUUUGAAGAGACUAGAGGAGAUUGAGCGCAUAUUAAGUGGUGAUUGACAUCGUGGUAACUUAUAGCUGGACUUCUUUUAUAGAGCUCUUUAACGCUCCGGGAUCAGACUGAACUCCCCCCUUUAGAAACGUGUACUCUUAAUCAUCAUUUUACUCCUUUUUUUUCGAUUUGUUCACUCGUUUGCAGGCUGCUCAGCAUGGCCCUGUUGAUUUAACACUAAUCAUGUAAAGAAGGGAAAUGUUGAUCCGCACACAAAAUGUAUGAAACACAAAAAAAAGCACAAAGCCAAUUUGGGAUAAUCUAUUUAAAAGCUUCUGGCAGAUGUAGACUAGACGCCAAUGUGUGUGUGUGUGCUCGAUCUGAAUGUGACUUCACAUAUCUGCAGUAGUUAUAAAUAAUAGUUUGUUUUUCUAUGUGUAGUCAUUGUUUAUCACUGGAUUUUUUUCUUUUUUUUUUAUCUUCACUUAAGAUGUGAGUCACUCCUGUGUGUUAUUGUUUGAAAAACAGAAUGAUUGUAUCACGGACAAUUAAAGGAAAUAACGAGAUUUCCUCAAGGCGGGAUGAUAUCGGCAGAGUUUACGCCUCAAAAUAGCCCAAAGCCACACAGAUUGAAAAUAACCUUCUACACUACAUCAACAGCACCGCCGUCUAAUCUUUAUUGAUCUCACUUCCUGCCACUACAUCAUCGGCCUCUGUGCUCACAGCUGCCUUCACCUCUAAAUCUCAUUGUGAUCCCAUUUAAAGUCUGUUUCCUCACUCCCUUUGUCACAUUACUCCACGCUCUCUCAUCCUUUCGACACAACAUGUCCCAAAUAAAUGUUUUUUUCUCCGUUAACUACCCCAUGCACAUCCCUUUUGACCAGGCCAACACCCAUUUUAUGUGCGGUCAACAAUGACGCACACUCAUCCUCGGCGUCAGGCUUCAUCAUGUGUUACUCAUUUUCGAGUUCCUUCUACUCUACAGGGGGAAUUUUCACAACACAUUUGCACAAAACAGUUACACAUUUACACGUUUUUGUAGUAGCCCUUGCAUUAAAACCAAAACCGCCCUGUAGUCACUACUGUCAUUUGAGACUAAUUAAGAAAUAAUUAAGAAAAGCUCAAAUAUGUCAACUCCUGUUUCCUCGAGACCAUUCUGAAACCUAGCGCCAGAUGAUUUUAACAAUUUUCUGCUCUGAUUAGGACCACUUGAAGGAAUAAGAGGCCAAUAUAAAAAAUACUUUUGUUACCGCAGAAAUGGGGAAGGACUUUUUUUGUGUGAGAGCAGACUUGUGAUUGUAGCUGUGAGGCGGGUCAGUGAGGUUCCAUUCAUCACGCUCAUUGCAAAAAUUAAGUUACAAGUCUUCCUUGCAAGCUGAUGUUAGUGGCUUCACAGCUCCCAUGAUAGUUCUUAUUUUGCUUCACAGUGCAAUACUGUUUCAGUUUCCCCCCCGAGGCUGACUACCACUGGGGCAGAUGGGCAACGGGGGGGUUGCUAUCGCCAUUAUUAGCUUGAGCCAAGGUAUUUAGGGUUGUCACCAUACUAAAAUGUUCAACUCGAUACCGAUACUCAGGAAAAUAUUCGAUACUCGAUGCCAUUUUCGAUACCACAAGGAUAAAAACUAAGACCCCAAAAUUUAACAGAAAUGUUUUUAUUAACAAGAAAAAUGCAACAUGUAAAAAUUAACAGAACCACAGGUUAAAUAUUUAUAAUAAAAAAAACAAAACGAAGCAAAGCAAAAAGAAACUGCAACUAUGAUAACAAGCUUCAGGUCUGAGGUAGUGCAAAAAAUAAAUAAAUACAAUAAACAAUAACAAUUACAACAAUAUUUUGAGGUUGUAUGUUGUGCACAAUAUUAGGCAAGCUUGAUAAAAAAAUAAAAAAUAACUUAAGUGUUCCUUCCUUGGCUAUGCUUUACACACAUAACAACAAUCGAUCGAUACUUUUGAAAAUGAGUAUCGUAUCCGGAUACAACGUUUUAGUAUUGAUACUUUUUGGAGUAUCGAUACUUUUGACAACCCUACUAGGAGAUGAUUUCUCUACUGUGCAAUCCACACCGACUCAGUCUUCUGCACAGACAGCUGUUUUAAUCACACAAAUAUUCCGCUUUGUAUGUGUUUUGAACUUAUUUAAUGCAUGUUAAUUGAUUAAUCCAUGCUCCCGGUCUGUUUGUGAGCUUCUCCUCCGGCUUCUUGGCAAUAAAUCAAUUAAUAUCUCUGCGCAUUUUGAAGAUUCUCAUGAGAAAAGCUUGAUGGAAACCCCAAAAUUUGAAAAAGUUUUGAAAAUGCGCAUAAAAGUUUUUAGGCUUCCUUGAAGUUGUUUGUCUUUUUCGAUAUGUAGGUAACUAGUCAGCUGUUUCCACUCCGACAUAAAAGAACAAUUAGAAGUUGCCCAAUUGAAUCUAAUUCCUGAAGAUAUUCUUUCUCUCGUGGGUGGCCAAAGUUGUCAGAUUUUUUUUUUUUUUUUUCUCUCUUGCUCAAUCUCUUCUUCUUCUCCCGUUUACUGACGGAUUAGCCUACAGCAAUACAUUACACUGCCAUCUUCUGACCAAAGUAUGUUACUGCUGCUUUGUUUAUUCGCUCUAAACCAGCUGAUGGAAACUCCUUAAUUCAUAUUUUCUUUAUUGCAACAUUUCAAAAUUUUGCUUCAAAGUUUUAUUCGACUUUCAUGGAAACACAGCUUCUGACUCCGUCUACGGCCGUGUUAAGUGAAGCAUAAUCUGCAUAGACAGCUGUUUUAAUCACACAAAUAUUCCACUCUGUAUGUGUUUUGAACUUAUUUAAUGCAUGUUAAGUGAUUAAUCCAUGCUCCCGGUCUGUUUGUGAGCUUCUCCUCCGGCUUCUAGGCAAUAAAUCAAUGACUAUCUCUGCGCAUUUUGAAGAUUCUCAUGAGAAAAGCUUGAUGGAAACACCAAAAUUCUAAAAAGUUUUGAAAAUGCGCAUAAAAGUUUUUAGGCUUGCUUGAGGUUGUUUUGGUCUUUUUCGAAAAAUAGUUAACCAAUCAGCUGUUUCCACUCCAACAUAAAGAACAAUUAGAAAUCGCCCAAUUUAAUCUAAUUCCUGAAUCUAAUUCAUUUCAAAAUUUUGCGUCAAAUUUUUAUUCGACUUUCACGGAAACACGGCUUCUGACUCCGUCUACGGUCGUGUUAAGUGAAGCAUAACCUGCAUAGACAGCUGUUUAAAAUCACACAAGUAUCCUGCUGUAUUUUUUACUUCUGUACCACAUGUUAAUUGAUUAAUCGAGGCUCCCGGUCUGUUUGUGAGCCUCACCUCAGUCAGUAGCCGGACAUCGGCUUGCUAACUUGCCUUCACCAAGCUGACUGACAGCAGAAAUUUGCUGAUUUACUGGAUAGUUUUCAUGUCAGCUUCUUGGAAAGAAAUCAACAAUGUUUGCAUUUACUGAUUGAUUUUAUAUCCCGAUCCACUGUAGUAAGUGAGGGGAAUCUGCAUGUAGUGAAACAGCGACACAAACAGACCGGGAGCACUGAUCAAUGAAUGUAGAUGCGGUGUAUAAAAUCAUACACACAAAGGGAUAUUUAGGUGAUUUAAACAGCUGUCUAUGCAGAAAACGACACAAAAAUAAACAUAUAAUUUGAUCCGUGAGGGAUGUUUGAAAUGCAUCCAAUGGGGAUUCACCGUUAGUUGAUGUAAAUCACUGCAUCUCCCCAGGGAAAAACCACAGUUUCGCCACAGAUUUUCAGUCUGCAUGCACAUUAUUUAGCCUCCGUUGAAACAGGCCAGGAUAUAUUGGCAGCGAGCAACAACUUAGCUUGCUAUAGAGAGUUUGAAUGCUGUCUCUCUGCUCCACGCGCACCCCCAUUGAACCACAGACAGAAAGAAAAAGUGGGAAAUAGCGCGACAAGUAGAGCCGAAAUGAAAUGAGUGCACAUAAAAUAGGUAGAUCACAUAUUUUUGUUUCUGUCUUUAAGGCGAUAGUAGGGGGAACACUGCAAUGACCCUCUGCUCAGUGCAAUCCUUUAAGUGGAACAACAGGAAAGACUUGAUUACUGUAAGUUAGCAGCACUGUGGUGGUACUAAGGAGCCUUGCUAUGCAUCGACCAGCCCUUAACUAUAUGUACAUAUAUUUACAGUGUAUUUGUGUCCAGUGUUAUUUAUGUUUCUAUGCACUGCAAAUGCUGUAGAUGUUUUUUGUUUAUGUCUACCAGUUACAGUAUGCUUUAAACUCAUGGUGCAUUAUUUUUGUCUGUAUUAAUUUCAAUAUGUGUCACUUGUCAUAGAUGUUUCUCACUUUCAAACAACAGAGCCAUGUCAGUGUUAAACAUGUAUGAACAUUUUAAUCAACUCGUCUGCCCCCCAGAAUAGUAGGUACAGCUUCGAACGAGGAAACUCCAAGUUUGCAACAUGUUCUGUUUCACCUCAUUUUGCUGAGGGGCUGAUUUUUUUGUACGAUUUGAGAUUUUUUUUUUAAUGCAAUAGCCCUUGGUGGUGGGGGUCUAGGUUAUUAAAUAAAGUGAGAUGACAACU
Molecule: messenger RNA, 7596 nt
Organism: Centropristis striata (black sea bass)
Lineage: Eukaryota; Metazoa; Chordata; Actinopteri; Perciformes; Serranidae
Gene: tmtc3
Product: transmembrane O-mannosyltransferase targeting cadherins 3
Exons: 14
Coding region: 387-3179 (930 amino acids)
Biological process (GO): protein O-linked glycosylation via mannose
Cellular component (GO): endoplasmic reticulum
Molecular function (GO): mannosyltransferase activity; protein binding
Source: RefSeq, a predicted model, not a curated record